Caenorhabditis briggsae is the source of this 3048-nucleotide messenger RNA. It is a transcript of the gene Cbr-dlg-1, whose product is annotated as Protein CBR-DLG-1. Gene Ontology annotation, cellular component: neuron projection; neuromuscular junction; postsynaptic density membrane. The record is from RefSeq and is a predicted model, not a curated record. NCBI's taxonomy places the organism in Eukaryota, Metazoa, Nematoda, Chromadorea, Rhabditida, Rhabditidae. The transcript has 9 exons. Gene Ontology annotation, molecular function: protein binding. Gene Ontology annotation, biological process: chemical synaptic transmission. Bases 1 to 3048 code for a protein of 1015 amino acids.
AUGCGCAAACAUUAUAUUUGUAUAAGAAGAAGACGAAAACGAAGAAGAAGAAGAAAAUGCAGUGAAGGAGCGCAUCAGUCGAUAGAGCUUCUGGAAGAGUACCAUCUUGCACUCAGCAGACACACAGAUGAGGAGCUCCGGACGACUAUCGAAACACUCAUCACGCGAUUCAAGUCAAACUUGAUGAACACACUUCUCGACAUUCAUGACUUGUACGAACAAACUUUGCUCAACGAUCGAAAAGGAUACGCACAGAAGGUUGCCGAAGUGAAGCGACUGAUUGAACGACUGGAAGCUCAUCCACUUCUUCACAACAGCCGCGCCCCAAUCACAACGACUUCCACAUCCAACUAUAAUCUUUCAAGCACUACUCCACUUGCUUCAGAUCUUAGAGAUCGUGGAGGAUUCUCGUAUCUGAAUGGAGGAGGUCUUGGAUCGGUUGGACUCGGAAACGGAGUUGCUGUCAAUGGACUCUCAUCUUCUCCAUACAACUCAUCUAGCACAUCCUAUCUCCAUGAGCGUCAACGUCAGACUAGCCAUGAUGGAACAUGGAAGGAAGUCACGACUAGAACAGUUGACACACCAAGCGGUCCUGAGCGACGCACUAUUGAGGUUAGCCUUUUAUCUUUACUACACAACGGAGUCAUCGACGAGUAUGGCCGUAAAUGGGAGAUUGAGACAGUUUAUCUGGAGAAAGGUCACACUGGCCUUGGAUUCUCAAUCACUGGAGGUAUCGCCCAGAAUGGCAAUUAUUGCAUAAUCGAAAAUCUGAUUAUAGGUACGGACCAGCCAACAGAAGACGGAGAUACCUCGAUCUAUGUCACCAAUAUUAUUGAAGGAGGUGCCGCACUUGCUGAUGGUCAUAUGAGAAAGAAUGAUAUUAUCACAAAGGUGAACAACAUCAGCUGUGAAAAUGUGAGACACGAAGUAGCUGUCAAUGCACUCAAAAGCUCCGGAAACCUUGUCACUCUUCAUCUCAAGCGUCGUCGCGAUGAUGCUCCAAUCGCCAUCGGAGGAAACUUCGGAGGAUCCACUUCCUAUCUACGCAGUGGAAUUACACCAUCUGUAAGCGCUGGCAACUUACAACAUGCAAUUCACUCUCCAUCAACUCCAUUGCAUCCACCACCACCUCCACCUGUUCAUCACGGAUCAUUGAGCCAAUUAUCCGUCCAACAAUACCGUGUCGUACGACCCAACACGACUGUCAUUGAUUUGAUCAAAGGAGCUCGCGGACUCGGAUUCUCGAUUGCUGGAGGACGCGGAAAUGAGCACGUCAAGGGAGAUACUGAUAUAUAUGUGACCAAAGUGAUCCCAGACGGAGCUGCUGACACUGACGGGAGACUCAGAGAAGGAGAUAAGAUUCUGGAAGUCGAUCAUCACUCAUUGAUCGAUGUCACUCACGAUUACGCAGUUGAUGUUCUCAAAAACACUGGAAAUCGUGUUCGUCUAGUUGUCGAGAAGGGCAACGGUCCAGUUUAUGUCUCUCAAACCCCAAUUCUUAGACCGAGCUCCGUUCAAGACUACAAUCGCUCGAUGGGAUCUCAAAGCCACAUCUCCUCUGGAGCACCAGUGAACACCAGCUACAGCUCCCAGACUCCAGUUGGAAUUCCUGUUGAGCCACGUCCAGUUCAACUUGUCAAGGGACAGAACGGACUUGGAUUCAACAUUGUUGGUGGAGAAGAUAACGAGCCAAUUUAUAUCAGUUUUGUUCUCCCUGGAGGCGUUGCCGAUCUCAGUGGAAACGUCAAGACCGGAGAUGUUCUUCUAGAAGUCAAUGGUGUUGACUUGAGAAGUGCUACGCAUAAGGAAGCAGCUGAGGCUUUGAGAAACGUCGGAAAUCCAGUGUUCCUUACCCUUCAGUACAGACCAAGUGAAUAUCAAAUCUUCGAGUCCAAAAUUGAGAAGCUGAGAAACGACGUCAUCUCUCAGUCCAGAAUGGGAACAUUAAAUAGAAAAUCGGAAUACGUCAGAGCCCUCUUCGAUUUCGAUCCAUCUCGUGAAAACUCGGUCCCACCACACAGAACCAUGGGUUUCAACUAUGGAGACAUCCUCCACAUUAUCAACUCGUCUGAUGAUGAGUGGUGGACCGCCAGAAAGGUUUUGGAGAACGGAGAGGAGACGACAGAGCAAGUGAUUCCAUCCAGAAAGCGUGUCGAGAAACGAGAACGACUUCGUAGAAAGCAAGUGAACUUCAACUCAGGAUCUCAAUCCCUUGGAAGAAACUCAAGCAGCACCGGAUUGGAGCAUCGUCGUGGAAGCCGUAGUCAGUUGUCUUUCUCGAGAAAGUUCCCAUUCGUCAAGAGUACCGACAGACUCAACGAUCUGGCUGAAGAGACCGCCAACGUUGCCGAGGAGCCAGUGUUCUCUUAUCAAACUGUUGAUAGAGAGAACAUCAACUACGUCCGCCCAGUCAUCAUUCUCGGAGCUCUCAAGGACAGAAUCAACGAUGAGCUUGUCAACCGUGACCCUGCCAGAUUUAGCAGCUGUGUUCCACAUACCUCUCGCCAACCACGUGAAGGAGAGUUGAACGGACGUGACUACUAUUUCGUAAACAAGCACAUCAUGGAGGAAGAUGUCAAGAACAACCUGUUCAUUGAAGCUGGACAAUUCCAGAACAAUCUCUACGGAACCAGCAUUCAGAGUGUCCGUGAUGUUGCUAGUCAAGGAAGGCAUUGUAUCCUAGACGUCAGUGGAAACGCUAUCCGCCGACUCCAGACCAACGCUAACAUUCAACCAAUCUCCAUUUUCGUCAAGCUUGCAUCUCCAAAGCAGAUCAUGGAUUUGGACAACCAACUUGCCUCUAACAGACAAGAAGACCGUGCAAUGAGUGAGGACGAGGCUCAAGCUCAAUAUGCCAGAUGCCAGCGAAUCGAGCAAAGUUUCGGAGACUUGUUCACUCGUAAGUUGCAAGCUAGGAAUUGCUGGUUCUUAAUGUUGCCUUUUUCAGAUGAAAUCUCCAAUGUGCACAGCGCCAAUGAUGUGCUCGCCAGAGUGUACGCCCUUAUCAGCAAGGAAUCCACAAAUCCAAUCUGGGUGCCACGUCACUAG